Molecule: messenger RNA, 4460 nt
Organism: Neofelis nebulosa (Clouded leopard)
Lineage: Eukaryota; Metazoa; Chordata; Mammalia; Carnivora; Felidae
Gene: RHOBTB1
Product: Rho related BTB domain containing 1
Exons: 13
Coding region: 351-2447 (698 amino acids)
Biological process (GO): small GTPase-mediated signal transduction; proteasome-mediated ubiquitin-dependent protein catabolic process; regulation of proteolysis
Cellular component (GO): cytoplasm
Molecular function (GO): GTPase activity; GTP binding; ubiquitin protein ligase binding
Source: RefSeq, a predicted model, not a curated record
CCGAGGUGGGAGAGGGUGGGGUCAGGCGGCCUUACAUAGCCAGAGCGGCCGCCGGCAGCACAGCCAGCAGUCGCCGCCGCGCCUCCAGCGCCCGCAGAUUUUAUAACAUUCAAGAAGCACAUGAAAGAGGCCUCUCAUCCAGUAUUCUUGAUUAAGUUAUGAAAAUGGAAUUGAAGCUUAUGUUCCCCCUUCGUACGGUGAGCCCAGCUGUGAGCAGGGUGUUCUGUUCUUCACUUCCAGCAAGCCAGGGACUCAGUUAUGAACAUCACAAGUUCAAUGAUUAAUAAAAUUAUUCUAUUUACUCUGUGAGUAAAAUGGCACUAAAAUGGACCUUGAAUAAAGUUUUAUAAAUGGACACUGACAUGGACUACGAAAGACCCAACGUUGAAACCAUCAAGUGUGUGGUCGUGGGAGACAACGCCGUGGGGAAGACGCGCUUGAUCUGUGCCAGAGCGUGUAACACAACGCUAACGCAGUAUCAGCUGCUGGCCACCCACGUGCCUACCGUGUGGGCAAUCGACCAGUACCGAGUGUGCCAGGAGGUCCUGGAGCGUUCCCGGGAUGUUGUUGAUGAAGUGAGCGUUUCUCUCAGGCUUUGGGAUACUUUUGGCGAUCAUCACAAAGACAGGCGUUUUGCAUAUGGCAGGUCUGAUGUUGUGGUCCUCUGUUUUUCGAUUGCUAAUCCCAAUUCCCUAAAUCAUGUGAAAACCAUGUGGUAUCAAGAAAUCAAGCACUUUUGCCCUCGCACACCUGUUGUUCUAGUUGGCUGCCAGCUAGAUCUCCGCUAUGCUGAUCUUGAAGCUGUUAAUCGAGCCAGACGCCCUUUAGCAAGGCCCAUAAAGAGAGGGGAUAUUCUGCCCCCAGAAAAAGGCCGAGAGGUUGCAAAGGAGCUGGGCAUACCGUACUAUGAGACAAGCGUGUUUGACCAGUUCGGAAUCAAGGACGUGUUUGACAAUGCGAUCCGAGCAGCGCUGAUUUCCCGCCGACACCUGCAGUUCUGGAAAUCUCACCUAAAGAAAGUCCAGAAGCCUUUACUUCAGGCACCAUUCCUACCUCCAAAAGCCCCUCCGCCGGUCAUCAAGGUUCCAGAAUGUCCCUCCAUGGGGACAAGCGAAGCUGCCUGUUUACUGGACAAUCCUCUGUGUGCCGACGUCCUGUUCAUCCUUCAGGACCAAGAGCACAUCUUUGCACAUCGAAUUUACCUCGCUACCUCCUCUUCCAAAUUUUAUGAUCUUUUUUUAAUGGAAUGUGAAGAAACCCCAAAUUGGAGCGAAGGAGCUGGUGAGAAAGAGAAGCAGAGCAGGGAUUGCCAGGGGCGGGUAUUGAGCCUUGACCCAGACGAGGAGCGGGAGGAAGGAACGCCAAGGACACCUCAGGCCAAUCAGUGGAAGGCCUCGAGCCAGAACCUGUCCCAGCAGGAGAGUCUGGCUCUGGAAGGCGAGAGCUCGACUCCGGAGACACAGACCUUAUCAGGCUGGAGCAAGGGGUUCCUUGGCAUGCACAAGGAAAUGCAAGCCAAUCCCGUUUCAAAGCGCGUGGGCCCUGUCACUGUGGUCAGGAUGGACUCCUCCGUCCAGCCAGGCCCUUUCCGGACCCUGCUCCAGUUUCUUUAUACGGGACAACUGGAUGAAAAGGAAAAGGACUUGGUGGGCCUGGCUCAGAUCGCAGAGGUUCUGGAGAUGUUUGAUUUGAGGAUGAUGGUGGAAAACAUCAUGAACAAGGAAGCCUUCAUGAACCAGGAGAUUACAAAAGCAUUUCAUGUCAGGAAGGCCAAUCGGAUAAAAGAGUGCCUCAGCAAAGGGUCGUUCUCAGAUGUGACGUUCAGGUUGGAUGAUGGAGCCAUCAGUGCCCACAAACCAUUGCUGAUCUGUAGCUGCAAGUGGAUGGCUGCCAUGUUUGGGGGCUCAUUUGUGGAAAGCACCAACAGUGAGGUGUAUCUCCCGAACAUAAACAAGAUGUCAAUGCAAGCGGUAUUGGAUUAUCUUUAUACCAAGCAGUUGUCACCUAACUUGGACCUGGACCCACUGGAAUUAAUUGCCUUGGCAAACAGAUUUUGCCUGCCACACUUGGUUGCACUUGCAGAGCAGUAUGCUGUUCAGGAGCUGACGAAGGCCGCAAUGAGCGGCGUGGGCAUCGACGGGGAAGUGCUCUCUUAUUUGGAACUGGCCCAGUUCCACAACGCCCACCAAUUGGCCGCCUGGUGUUUGCACCACAUCUGCACCAACUACAACAGCGUUUGUUCCAAGUUCCGCAAGGAAAUCAAAUCGAAAUCUGCAGACAACCAGGAAUACUUUGAGCGGCACCGCUGGCCCCCUGUGUGGUACCUAAAGGAAGAAGACCACUACCAGCGCGUGAAAAGGGAACGAGAGAAGGAAGACAUUGCACUAAAUAAACAUCACUCGAGACGGAAGUGGUGCUUCUGGAAUUCAUCUCCAGCAGUCGCCUGAGGAGGAAGAGAAACAAAAAUCAGUAAUCUGACACACACUUUUAAAAGCACUACUGUAAAAUUAGUCCUAUUAUUAGAGAUAAGUCGUAGUUCAGGUUUCAGGCACUGAUCUUCCUCCACUUUUGUGCAUUUAUCUUUGUUGGGAUCAAAGCACAAGCCUCCCCAUCAAUGAGCCUGGACAAAAAGGGAAGUUGACGCUCACUGCAUUCCUUAAACCUAUAUGUAUAUUUUUUGUUAGAAGGCUUAAUAAACUUUAGUCCGUUAUUCCGUUUGUUUUUAUACAAAGGAAAAAAAAAUCCAGCUUUCAUGUUUCAAAUUCCAAAUUGGAAAAUAUUUUUAUAUGGUCUCUUGUAUUUUGUUGAAAUGAAAAUACUAUGUAUUACUUUAUUUUACAGGCCACAAAUUAACCAUGAAGUCACCCUGUGAUUCUCUGCCCACAUGACCACCAAGCAUUAUUACAUAAUUAGAGGGUUAUCCUUUCAUUGUAAAGUAAAGGGUUGGAAUGAAAUUCCCCCAAGCGCAAGUUAGAGAGUGUUUAAUCUUUGUUCUGCUGAAUAACAUUGGUAUAAUUACCAAGUCAACUCCAAGAAUGUGUAUUUACAAUAUUUGCCGUGUAAGUGCUAGUAAUUAUAUGGUUAUAUGUGCCAUGUAAAAUACAGUGAUAUCAAAUAUUCUGUUGUUUAAAAUGUCCAGAUUCAAGAGGAUAAUCUUUAUAAUCAUUAGAAGGGCUUAUUAAAUCCCAGCAUUAUCCAGGGCAAACCCACCAGUGGACCUGAAUACAAAAGAUACCGUAAGAGUGUUGGUGUUUGGAUUGCUGUGUUCGGGUUUGUGUCACGCAGUAUUCCUUGAUCUUGCCAUGCUUCUGCAUGCAGAUUCUCUAGUGACUUGAAUCGAGAUGGGCGAGGGAAAGAUCUCCAGACUUUGUCCCAUCGUCUUACCAACCGAAACAGGCUUCCUCAGGUCUCUCACCUGCAGCCAACUUCACUUUGUAAGACACGCAUUUUUAACUCUUCCCAGGGAAAAUUCAUGCCACUGUAGAAGUAGGCUGAGGCAGAAGACCCACCCCUACUGAGAUUCAGCGGGGCCUAUGAAAGCGCAAAGCUGGAGGCUGGGUCGUCUGAGGUCCCUGCAUUCUCCAACGCAGACAGGAAUCUUCUUCCAAGAGUCUAGGAAAUGGUGCUAUUGUGAGUUAGUCCUGACCCUUUGUCAUUCUGAGUUUUCAGUGUUAAAAUAGAAAGCAUUGAGCAGGGGAGCUUUAUAGAAGCAGUCAAUCAUUGCUUCUCUGUACAUUAAAACGUUACAGCACUCAUACAGAGCAUUUUAAGGCGACAGCUCCAUACUUGCCAUGGGAUGUUGUAUGGCGGGGGCUAGGGCUUAUUUUGUUGAGAGGUCAACUUACUGAUGCUAAAGGCUGUUGAUUUUUUUUCUAGUUGUCGGAAGUUAGAAGAGAGUUGAGUCUAAACCCAGUGUUGACAACCAUAUGCAUUUGAAAAUCUAUCCAGAUUACGGAUGGACAUUUAUUUACUGGCAGUGGAUACACACCAGAUACAAGAGUUUGGAGAGGCCCAGAAAUGCAUCACCCUCUCAUGACAAAGGAGAGGGCACUAGAGUAGAGAUGGGAUGGUUGUAAAUGCUUUUACUUUAACUUUUGGUCAGUGGGGCUGUAAAGCAUUAACAGAAGGAGAAAGGAGACAGAAUGAGAGGAUAAAUGUCAAGACUCAGGACGAUUUGACAUAUAUCCCACCAUAAAAUGGCAACAGUUGAGUUUUUAGUGAAUGGUCAGAGUUGAAUUUAUACAACCAAAGCUCCCAUGUGAUUGUAAUCUUGCCAAAAUAUAAUGGACAUGUAAAUGAACCUGGGGAAUAAGCAAUAAUAUCCACUAGUGUUUGUCAUCAGCUACUGUAACCAAGUGGCUGGUUCAUUUGGUUGAUGCUGAUUAUGGCCUUUAACCAUGGUGGUUUGUUUUCGUGUUUUUUAUUUCACAAAAAGCCAAUAAAACUGUUUAGCUAUAAAA